Molecule: messenger RNA, 2725 nt
Organism: Nasonia vitripennis (jewel wasp)
Lineage: Eukaryota; Metazoa; Arthropoda; Insecta; Hymenoptera; Pteromalidae
Product: cuticle protein 19.8
Exons: 3
Coding region: 1510-2271 (253 amino acids)
Cellular component (GO): extracellular matrix
Source: RefSeq, a predicted model, not a curated record
AACAUCGACGGCGCGAUGAAUCUCCAUCGGAUGGCUCGUAAAGCGUCUCGCGGUGAUUCAGCGCGAGAAGAUGUGCCGCAGCCUUGACCGUGAACCGCAGCCGUCCCCGCGGGCAGCUCUGCAUCUUCUUCAGACGCUUCCUCCUUCUCUUCCUCGUUCCUCUCUCGUCUGUACGUGUAGACUACCGUAUAGGUGUGCGAACGUUGCGUCACCCGUUGCGCCGUUGCUCUUCUCCGCUGCGCGGAGGACGUUCACCUGUUUGUCGAUUAUCUUCAGUGUGUCAUCCUUGUUUCUGAUUCUUCUUUUCUGUCGAUCCACUGAACUGUAACGACAAGGGCCGCCUCCUCCCUUAUGAAUGGUUUCGCAAUUCUCGACCCUUGGUUAAAAGGUCCCAUAAUUCACGCCGCGGCAGCAAUGUCUAUACGCGCGAAUCGCUGCAUUUGGAAAGUCAAUUCCAGGUGUCGCUCCCGGCUGAAUGUAACUAUCGCGCUGUUGUCUCUAUCGGUUUUUCUCUCUCGAGCUAUCGCUAUUAAUUUCCUAGUUUACCAAGUCGGGCAGUGAUUCAUUGCCUGCUGAUUACUCGUUAUUGUUUUUUUCGUAUAACCCGAUAUAACUUUUCGAAUGGAAAAGACGGGCGUAAAGUUUAUUCUCGAUACGUCGCACAGAAGCCAGAAGAGCUAGCGCAGUGUCACAAUAGCCCUGGAGCACAGAGGAGACAGAAUUAAACGCGGAAGCCUGGCCUUUAUGUCUCUAGCUGCUGCAUAGGAAAAAUCGCGCACACACGUGCGAUGGUUAAUUGCUCAGCGAUUAGUGCUUUUUCCUUGACGGAUAAACGCCUUAAUCAAAUUCGUUGAUCGCCCCGCGACGUUUUCCCGUUUACUCUAGUAAUUUUCAGUUACACGCGAGAAAUGAUGUCAGCGCGGCGGCAAUUAUUUUUUACGCGGCGGCGCUCGGAGCUUUUGCAAAAGACCUCGUUGACGCAACGGAUGCACUUUAGUUCGCGUCUCGCGCGAGAAGAAGCAAAAAAUGAUCCUGUGCGAGGAUCGUGUCAUCGAUUAAUUAAAAUACCUCUCUCGAACCGACGAAACAUUCCGCGGAGGAGCGAGUCGCGAAUUUUCCCUCAGCUCCCGCGCCCUAAAUCUAAGCCACGCACACUCGCUCGCGCAUUAUGAAAUACCUGUGUCGCUUUUUUUUUCUCCGCCACGAUCUUUGUCUCGGAGCACACAGCUCCAUCAAGUGCGCGCAGGAAAGUCCUCUGAAAGGAUUACGAGCGUUGUCGGUGCGCCGCGUGUACUAUAGCGUAUAGACGAGCAGCUGUCGCGUAUAUCUUAGAGAGCCGCGGUAGCCUGCAGUUAUACGCCGGAUAAAAAUGCAAUGAUCGAUGCCAGGGGGCGUGUGCGCGAUAAGUGGGCUCCUUCGAGCUAUAUAACCGGGACCUGGGCUUUUGCGAGGAUUAGACAGCUUCUGUGCGCGGAUUAGAAGAGAGUCGCGAGAUCUUCGACUGCUACCAUGGCGUUCUUGAAAACUUUGACAACCCUGACCGCGCUUCUGGCCUCGUCCAGCGCGCUCCUGGUAAAGCAGCCCCCGGUGCUGCUCAACCCUCUGGCUCCGGUGGAGACAGUGGUCCCGAUAGCGGCGGGUGUGAAGCCUCUGGAGCAUCCGAACGAUGACGCUCACCCCCAGUACAGCUACGUGUACGACGUGCAGGACGCCGUGACUGGCGACUCGAAGAGCCAGCACGAGGAGCGCGACGGCGAUGUGGUUCGCGGCGGUUACAGCUUCAUCGAGUCGGACGGCAGCCGACGCAUCGUCGAUUAUGUGGCCGACUCCGUGAACGGAUUCAACGCUGUCGUUCGCAAGGAGCCGGGAGUCGCUCCGCCGACUGGCCCUGUGGGACCGAUGGGACCAGUCGUGCCCAAGGUACCCGUGCCGGCGCAUCCUCUGGGACCUGUUCCCGUGGGCCUGACUUAUGGCGAAGGUCUGCCUUACGGAUACCACAGAGCUGUUCCAGUAGCAGCAGUUCCACCAUCGAGCACCUUCGUCUCGGUGUCCCGUCAGCCUCCUCGUUCCUACGGCUUCGCACCUUUCAACCCCUAUGGCGGAUCCAUCUUCGCCCCGAAUUACGGACUGGCUCCAGCUGUGGUCCCUGCGCCUGCGCCGGUGGUUGCGCCCCUGCAGCCAGCCCUGCCACCCCAGAAGCACCUCCCCAUCGGUCGCUAUGGCUACGCGCUGGCUCCUAAUGCCCGCUUCGGUUACGCCUACCAGCACUAGAGGUUCCCGACGAGAGGUUUCGCUUUUCUUCGCUAAAAUUGAUAUUUAAUUUCGCGUUUCUGUUACGAAAUUGCUUUUUGAUUUCAUCUUAAUUAUUCUCCUUGUUCUGAAAACUCUCGCCGUGAACGCGUAAGACGGUACAUGGUUUCCUCGCCGAGUCCAGGUUCGUUUUCAAUCUUUUUUUUUGCACUUAAAUUUUGAGAUUCGACUUUUUUAUGCGAUAUAGUGCUCGAUAAAAGGGGAAAAUACGCUUAGAAGAAAGCGAACCCGGUGCUCGGCUUCGUAUAUCAGUAGUAACAGACUGUUGUGCACAGACGCCUGUCACUAGUGAAACUACACAAUCAUAUUAUACUAUAUUUCAUAAUCUAACUACACGAUGUAUCAGAAAAUGUAAUUACAAAACACACGUAUGUAUAACAAAUAAAAGAUAAUCUCACAGAUAGCAAGAGCAAAA